GUGAGGAGGGAGGUUACGUGAGUGUGUCUCCUUACCUGCCCGCUGCACCCACCUGCCUCCGCUUGGCCUGUCUGCCCCCUCCCUCACCUUCUCCAGCCCUUCCCUAGAAAAGGAGGCAUCCUGCAGCACCUGAAAGGUUCGAAGAAUGGAAAUGUUAGCAAGACUUACCCAAGAAAAGAAGGAAGACAUGUGAUUAAAACAGUAUACCCAUUACUGUGCCCAAAGGAGGAGGGAAGCGAAAGAUAGAGAUAAAAGUCGAGAGAAAAAGAUAACUUCCCGUUAAGAAAACGACUGUCAAAGAAAGAAGACAUCGUGAUUUUUUCCGUAUAUGGACUUAGCGGGGCAUUGGGCGUCCGGCGCGCGCGCGCACACACACACACACACACACACACACACACACACACACACACAACGGCCAUGAAAAACAUCAGAAAUGUAUUGUUUUCGGGGUUACUGUUGUGUUGUGAGAUGUAAUCAAACACACGCCCAGAACCACCGCACCUUGCCCCGCCCCGCCAGCUCCUGACCAGCCUCUCUUUAUUGUGGGGGUAGGAAAAAAACCAGGUAACCAGUGAAAAAAAUAAACGAAUAAACCAAAUACUCCAAAAUGACUCGAAUACAAACAAAACCCUAUCGGAAGAGCACCACCACUACUACAACUCCUUCAGAUAAUACUCCGAUCUCAAGUACAACCUCCAAGAUGGCCACCAGGAGACACAAGCCAUGGAAACACUUCAGCCAUACCUUGAUAUACCUUCUUCUCGGGACGACCUGUGUGGCGAGAGCGCAGUGCCCGUGGCCGAGGGAGGUCGUGGAGCUGAACGGGUCUUGUCUCUGCGCUUAUAAUCUCCAAAACGAGCUGUCGAUUCAGUGCACAUCGGUCAACUUCACGCUACUUAUGACUGUCUUACAUCAGCGUGCAGCCAGCGUUCCUCUCGACCUCCUCUACGUCAACGGGACUCGAAUAAGCGCCCUCAAUGAUCGCACCUUUGACGGGCUCAGCGUGGAGAAUAUACAGUUUUCUUCGUGCGGGAUCUACAACAUCAGCGAGGGAGCCUUCAGGGGCCUCGAGGACAAGCUCAAGAACCUCAACCUUCAGGACAACAGGAUCUCACAGGUACCGACGGAGGCGCUGACGAGGCUACGAAGACUCAAACUACUCGACCUCUCCGGGAACCUCCUCACCAACAUUCCGAGGGACGCUUUCAAUGGGUUACGACUCUCCACGUUAAAGCUGGCGGAGAACAAUCUGGUGUUGGCUGACGGGGCCUUCGCGGGGCUUGAGUCUACCCUGAAGAACCUCAACCUGAAGGACACGCAGCAGAAGGCGAUCCCGCGGGCCAUCGUCAACCUGCCCGUCCUUGCCUUCCUCGACAUCGCCCAGAACGAGAUCCGCAGCCUCGAGAAAGGCGUGCUAAGAAACCUCCACUCCCUGACGGCGCUCAACGUGGAGAGGAACCUUCUGCAGAGCCUGGCGCCGGAGGACUUCACGGGCAUAAACGAUACCCUCUCCUCGCUCUCCCUUCUCAAUAACCUCAUCACCCGCUUCCCCGCCCGGGCCUUCAGCACCCUCUCCGAACUCAGGGUGUUGGAUGUCGGCUUCAACCUCAUCCCGGAGAUCCCCGUGGAGGGCUUCCGCGGCGUCAAGUCCCUCACGCUGCUGGCCCUGGACGGCAACCCGCUCAGCACCGUGCCCGAGGCUGCCUUCGGCCACCUCACCUCAUCCCUCAGGGGCCUCUCCGUCGGUGGACGCUUCCUGAACUGUGACUGUCGCAUGGCGUGGAUCCCAAGGUGGAUAACCGAGUAUGACCUCCAGGUGACCUCGAGGGAACGUGACCCCCAGUUCUGUGGUCAGCCCCCCGACCACAGGGACAGGUCAUUCUACCAACUCAACGAGGCGGAGAUGACCUGCGAUGACCCCUCCCCGGCCUCCUCCUUCACCUCCACUCGUCCUCCUCCUCCUCCACCUCCUCCCCCUCCUUCAGUCCUUCAGCCCAAAGCCACCACUGCCGCCACGCCUGCUUCGCCUUCGUCCACGUCGCCCUCUGCCCUACCGACGAGGACUCCGAUCACGACCACCACUACUGCUACUACUACGACUGACGCGACUACGACGACGACGACUGCUACGACAGAGAAGCCUCAGAUGACGUCAUUCCGGCCAGGCGAGGUCAUCCUACCGGGGUCAAGCAGCGUAGGUCAUGGUCACGUGGGGUCAGUGCAGCGAGGGCCUGGAGGAGAGGCACCAAGAAGAGGAGGAGGAAGAAGACCUGGUACUGGCAAUGACCUCCCGCCCCCCCCACCCCCGCCGAGGUCACAGCAGCGGCCCCCACACACUGUCCUAGAGAGACCCGCCAGCCAGCCCGUGCCCUCCUCCCCCCCCUCCUCCUCCUCCCCCUCGAGGCCUAGCUUGGUCUUGAGGAAUAAUGAGAGAGAGGACAACGAGGAUAGGUUCUUCGGGCAAGCCUCUGGACCCUUCGUGGAGGAGGUCAUCGUGCAGGACGCCUACAGAAAGGAGAACUCGGUCAUCAUCCAGUGGGACUCCGAGGUGUCCAACAUUCUGGGCUUCAGGGUCGUGUACAGACUCUUCGGCGACAAGAACUUCAAGCUUGGUCCGCCGCUGGCCGCCUCGGAGCGUGAGUUUAAGAUCAAGAACGUGCCCACGCAGGAGUGCAUCGUGGUGUGUGUCGUGUCCCUGGAAGACACCAACGUCACGCCCGACAGCGUACAGAACUCCCAGUGCCGCGAGAUUCGAACGGAGACAACCGCCGCGAUGCACAUGGACACGAUCAUCAUAGCGGCGUCGGCGGCCAUCUGCGGGACCGUCAUCAUCGCGGUCGUCGUCUUCAUCUGCUGCAACAGGAAGCGCGGCAGCAGUUCCAAAGAAAAGCAUGGCAUCCCCUCAGUCCUCAGUGCCUCCUCCUCGCCGCCCCUCGCCUCCCUUGGCACCCUCGGAGCUGGCGUCGGCGGGGGCGUAGGGGGAGGGAAGGCCGACUGGGACACGCUCUCCAUGUACUCCCAGCGGUCCAUCCCUCGAGCCAGGAUGUACCAUAUGGACAAAGGCUCCAUCAACAACGGGUUCGUGCCGGAAGAUGCUCGGUCGCACUUCUCCCACGCAUCCUCCCGCCACAUCCCACGGGCGCGCUCCAUGGCUGACGGACAGAGCCAAAGGUCCUACUCAGCCCUCAGCGCCGCCAACCUUCGCCACGCCCCCAGCUUCACCGGCCUGGGACUCUCUAGACCAGACCUGAGCCUGUCCCGCCAAUCCCUCGCCACAACACACUUCAGCGGUGCAGGCUUCGGGCCCAUGGCUGUGAACCCCAACGCUGCCUAUGGCCUGGGCGGUCCCGGCUCCACGGUGGGCAUGCCCCGGGCCCCCUCGCAGCGUGGUGGGGACAGGCGGCGGCACCGGUCAAAGUCCCGGGAGCGGUCCAGCUCGCGCCUCAGCCACGCCGGGUCCCAGCACUCCCUCACCGGCUACGACACGGACGGCUGGACUGACCACGAUAUGGACAUCUACGUCGCCAGGAACCCCACGCGUGGCGGCCUGGUGCAGCUCUAGGACCCAUGGACACUGACGCCCCUGGACACACCUGCAGGACUCUUCAAGAUUCCUUCAAAGCGUAUGGUUGUUCCUGAUGCAGCUCUGGGGGCCUUGGGUCAUAACAAGGACAGCUCAGUCGCCUGGUGCAGCUACAAGUAAUGGACCGUGGGACACUGACACCCAUAGACACAUCUACAUAACUCCUUAGGACUCUGCAGGUUGUUUCUGGCGGAGCUCUAGAAGUCCUGUAUCACAUCAUGGACAGCUCUGUGGCCUGGUACAGGUAUAGGUAGAGGACCCUGGGACACUAACACCCCUGGACACACCCAAAAAGACAUCUCUGGCGUUCCCCCAUGCAGCUUAAAGAGAUCCUGAGACAUGAACAUUUCUGAACACCUACAGGAACCUUCAGGAAGAUCCCCCGAAAACGUAGCAAUUGUCAGGUGUCCAUAGCCAUGUAUCUGUGUUGGGUAAGGAUCCCUCGUCGUGGACUCCCAGGAUUUCCUUAUCUCAACAUUUAGAGGUUGACGCUAAGGUUGGUAUUCUAAGACACUUGCUUCUCACAUCAACUAUUUCUAAAGGUCAAAGAGGGGAUCAAUCGGGUUCUAAUGAGUGUUUCUUUAGGUUCAUGGUACAGUAGAAGGGUCAAACUACCACCAGGGUCAUAAAAAUACUUCUGGAAAUGCUCAAAGCUCCUAUGAAAGCCUUGUCAAUUAUGUAAACUUUGUAGACGAAAUGUUUAGUAAUACGACCCAUAGUAAGACUCCACGGAUGAUUAUUAGUUGCGAAUAGCGAACCACAACCCAAGACGCUCCUGUGUGGUGCUAGGCAAAGAUCCCUCGCAGAAGGCCUCCCUGAUUUCAUUCCCUCAACAUUCAGAGGAUCGACUAAGACUUUGUGGAUUCAUAGCUGUGAUAUACCCGCCCCAACACUAAGAAUGCUCAUAUGUUGUUCCUUGCGCAUCCUUGAGGGUCCUACAUGGCGUGAAUAAAGAAUCCUCGCCGCAGGACUCCCAGGAUUUCUUUCUCAUACCAUUCAGAGGAUCGACCCGAGGCCCUGCGGAAUCCUAUAGCUGUGAAGAGCCCACUACAACACCAAGAAGAAGGUUCCUAUGUAGUGUCCUGAUGUGCUGACUGACCGCUUCAUGUGGCAAUGUGGUGGUGGCGGUGAUGGCGUGGUGGUGGACUGGUGGUGGGUGUUUCAGGGUACCUUGGGGCAUGGUUAGGGCUGUCACCACCACUCCGCAGCACCGCCAGCCACUCACGACCUUCCUGCCUUCCCUUACCACCCUUCCGAGGACAGACAGGUUGAGGUAGCGAGAGGGGUAGUAGAGUAGAUUUCCUGUA
Messenger RNA from Eriocheir sinensis (Chinese mitten crab), 4890 nucleotides. It is a transcript of the gene haf, whose product is annotated as leucine-rich repeat and fibronectin type III domain-containing protein 1-like protein. The transcript has 13 exons. Bases 608 to 3562 code for a protein of 984 amino acids. The record is from RefSeq and is a predicted model, not a curated record. Lineage: Eukaryota; Metazoa; Arthropoda; Malacostraca; Decapoda; Varunidae. Gene Ontology annotation, molecular function: protein binding.